AUGGAGCGAUCUUGCCAGGUUUGUUUGAAGCGGAGACCAUGUAUUUACCUGUAGACAGGUAGUGGCUUGUAACUUUCUCCAGAUUACUAAAGAGGGAAGGCCUAGUUUGAGAUACUCAGAGCUGAAUUAAACUUCCUGUCCCACCGCCUGAAUCUAUUUUUAACAUCGCAUGCCGAGGUUCUCUGAAUUCUAUGCCAUCAGUCGAUGCAUUCUGUAUAUGUUAUUGACAAAGAGCGAAUUCAGAUUACAUCACGGUCAUUGAAAUGCUCAGUUUGCGGCAUCUCUUUGCAUGUGUGGUAAGCAGAGCAUGUACAGGGUGGCCUUACCAGCUGCUGUCCAUCGAGGAUUCCUCUAAGGCUUAGAGUCUAAGCCCAUUACGGCUUUAUUUCACUAGUUCCAGGUUCCUGAAUUAUCUAUAAAGCACCAACAUGUUCUGUAGCGCUGUAUGCUGCAAUGCACCGUGUUAACUGCUUGCUGUGAAUUGGUUGUCCCUUUUCUGGUUAAUUAUAGCUUCUGUAAGACACCUGUCAUGGCACUCCUCAGAUCCUUUCUGUAUGUACCUCAUGGUCGUAGGCAGCUCUGUGUAGUGAAUAGCUUUGCACCAACACUGCACAGAUAACGGACAGCUUGCAGUGUGGCACUCUGUGUCAAAGAACUUGGUCAGGGGCAGUCUAGCCGGGGGCAAUCUGUAAUGCCGGGUUUAUCUAGCCGGGGGCAAUCUGUAAUGCCGGGUUUAUCUAGCCUUAGCUAGUAGAAUCUGAUUGGCGGAGCACAUUGAUUGCAGUACAUGUGCAAUACGUAUGCAAACUUUUUUUAUGUCUCACGUUUAGUUAUACAAUGUUCUUUUUUUAGGGAUUUAGCAAAUGGCAUCACGGCCUAGUUCAGUCCUGGGCCCACAUUGCCAUCUGACAGCUGUAAAGGACAGAUCUUAUAACAUUGAUUGACAGUGAGCCAAGAUAAAGGAAUGCAGCAUUUUGAUUUUUACUUAUAAUUUCAUCUUUCAAAUACCAAACCUAUUUUUUUUUUUUUUAAAUAUGCAGGAUAAGUAAACAUGAUAAAUUCUAGGAAGAUGAUCAAGCUGAUCGUGGUUAUGUAUAUGAAAUAUUUUUUUAUGAAAAGCGAUCUAAACAACUAAAAGUUGUUGGCUGUCACCGUGGAAAUCAGUAGAACGAGCAGGCACAUUGCAUUGGUGACUCUCCAUUUUCACUUUUCAGAGCAGAAACUUUUUAUGCAUGACUCCCAAGGUGUAAGCUCAUAAUUAUGGGUUUUUCUACAAUUAAUGAUAAAUUCUGUACUUUGUUCCUACCUGCUGUGCAAGAUAACACUUAGCAAGUGCCAUAGCAGGUAUGACCUGGAGAAGGAGAAAGUAAUCCGGCAUAUGUGAUGUCCCUUUUACGGAUUUAUUGGGAUACAGCAGGUUUGAUGUUACUGUGUAUCCUAAUAAAUCAGCCGGAUCCUGCUGCCCUUCUCCUGUGUGUGUGGGAUUGUGACCCCGCCAGAUUGUCCUUACUAUGACUUACGACAUAUCGGGUACAGCAUGAUGUCAGCAGUUACAUUGCUCCAUGUUAUCACAUAUCACUUUUAGAAGCCAAGCCCAUGUUACAUGGCUUGUUAACAUGAUAUCAAAGCCAUUGUGUGGGAUAUUAUUCACUAUUGUACAGGGCUGCAUAUAAUUGUGUGUGAGGUUAUUCACCAUUGUACAGGGCUGCUAUAAUUGUGUGUGAGGUUUUUCACCAUUGUACAGGGCUGCUAUAAUUGUGUGUGAGGUUAUUCACCAUUGUACAGGGCUGCUAUAAUUGUGUGUGAGGUUAUUCACCAUUGUACAGGGCUGCUAUAAUUGUGUGUGAGGUUAAUCACCAUUGUACAGGGCUGCUAUAAUUGUGUGUGAGGUUAAUCACCAUUGUACAGGGCUGCUAUAAUUGUGUGUGAGGUUAAUCACCAUUGUACAGGGCUGCUAUAAUUGUGUGUGAGGUUUUUCACCAUUGUACAGGGCUGCUAUAAUUGUGUGUGAGGUUAUUCACCAUUGUACAGGGCUGCUAUAAUUGUGUGUGAGGUUAUUCACCAUUGUACAGGGCUGCUAUAAUUGUGUAUGCAGUAUACAACCACCAGGAAAUGUUCCUGCUGCAUACACCUAAUCCACUCUUUCUAUAGGAAAACCCAGAUGAAUGUACGGCAGGCCUGUAUGGAAACGAACUCUCCAUCAGUCUGUAAGUACUAAGACCCUGCCAGAAGUCUGGGGAGCACUUACGAAAAAAGAAACUUUUCCUUCCAUUGACUAGCAUUCAGAAAAUCUUAGGUAUGCAUGCCAAAGUGCUCUGCGUAUUGUGUCAUAGUAAAGGGGUUGCUGUUUGGAGUGUCUCUUUAAGUAUUGUGAGUGUGCAGGCUCUGCAGGGCCCCAUCAUGGUGGCCCCUGGUCCUUGUCACUGAGAGUGUAUUGUAUCACCCAGUACAGAGUGACAGCUGUGUUAAAAACACAUUCCAGCCAGGCCUGCUUCCUAUAUGUGGCAGUCAUCCGCAUACCAUCACACAGCAUGGGCUGUACACCUAUCCCAGUUACAGUGGGUUUAUCUGUAAUGUUUUUAGCAUGGGGGAUUACAUCACUUUCUAACCCUCUGACUUAAUUUACUGAUUAAGAAAAGGCCACAGCGAGUAUGUGAUGUCAGCAGCCAAUCAGCAUGCGUCUUGCCGAGUAACUCCCAGCAUGCCAUUGUGCAGAGAAGAAAAGGUUCUUUGAAUGUGAAUGGAAUGUCCUUUGUGUCCAGGGAUGGCAAAGGUUAGCUCCACGUCUUUUAUUCCAAACAGAUGUAAAUAUGAUCCAUGUAAGAUGUGGGCAGUAAUGCAGAGAUGGUGUUUGUGCCAGAAGACAAGGUUAAGUCCUGUGAGGGUUUGUGUCACCCCAGUCAUGAUUUACCUCUUGUGUGAUGGCAUCCUAACCUCUGGAGUGAAACACAUUUAGCUUGGAAAGAGUGAAUGGAGAAGAGAGAUUCUGGAUAUUAUAAAGCAGUCUGUCUGAAUCUUCCAUUGGUUGUCAUUCCUGGAGUCCUAGGUAGUUUUAUGGACCUUUUAUGUUAUAUUGUCUCCUUUAAGGAGAUUCUGAAGCGGUCCAUAGUGUGUGCAUACAUUCAUGCAGUGCUUCUCUUCCUGUAGAAAGGUGUACUACAUUUCCCAUCAAUCCUUGCUGUGCAGGGAUUUACAGGUAAUCUAUAAAUCAUUCAUUAAACUACAGUAGAGACAUAAAAUUACAGGAAAAGCUACUGAAAAAUGGCUAAUAAGUGUGUGGUUUAUAAGGUACAGGGUGCUCUUAAAGGAAGAGAAUCUGUUCCCAUACCAGAUAUAUACAUGUAAUAAGAAAUAAUCCCAAGGCACAUAAAGAGUAUUUAUUCAUGCAUAGAAAAUACAACAAAGCAUCAUUAUAGCAGAGAGAAAAUGAAACCCCAAUGUUUGGGCUGUGUAGGGAGAGGUCCCCCAGAGGAAGGCUUCACAGCCGAAACGUUGGGGUUGGUCAGUAUACCUUUUUUAAUGGGUUUUUGCAUUUAGCACUUUACUUACAUUGUGGUUUAACACCUAUACUAUGCACUUUCUAUCUGCUACAAUGAUGCUUUGUUGUAUUUUCUAUGGAUGAAUAAAUACUCUUUAUGUGCAAAACCGUGGUGUGCCUCAGGAUCAUUUCUUAUUUAUUUUUCUUUUAUUAAACUAUAGUAGAGCAGGAUUACCCGAGAUCUUUUAUUUGCCAAUGCUGCUGCAAUGGAGUAGGUCCAGCAUCUAGACGCGUGCAAAAGUCACAUUCUUUAAAAAUAAUAAAAUGAAAAAAAUACUACUUAGAGAAUGUUUUUGCUUGUUUAGAAAUAGUCACUUUUAUCCUAAAAUAUUCCCCUAAUGUUUCAGGAAUGGGUUUGCACCAUUGUUAAAAUGAUAUGGUUUAGGUUGACUGUUGCAACAUGGGCUUUUCAGUAUAUUUACAUAUCUAUAUUUAAGUGUCCCUGAAAUAUAAAUAAAUGUACAAAUCUGCAGUGCUGUAGUUAUUUCUGUUCUGGAAGUGUACACAGGCCCUGUAUUGUCUUUCGGUCAGUCAUUGUUAUAAACUUCUCCCUUUGCACCUGUCAAUAUAUAGAGAAGCAGAAACCACGUGAAGAGUGUUGUCAAAGAUCUGACCGUUAUCUUAUUCUUGGUCUCUAAUCUCGUCAUAUUUAUUAAAUUGCUCUAAAAAGUGUUGGCUGUUCUCUACAUAAAUUCCACAAACACAAGUUUUAGCAAAGCUAGCCAAAUUUAGAUUUGGAAAAAGAGAAAUGAAACAGAACAUUUUUCUGGUUGACAAAGUGACAGAGAGAUUGUAAAAUCCAGUGUGUGUCGAAAAAAUAUGGCGCACAAUCAAAAAAUGUAAUUCCCAGAAAAGAGACUGCUCCCUUUUUAAUGCUUUCUAUUGCUGAGGCUUUUUGUGUCGGCCCUUACUAUGGUGAUUUUGCGCCUGGAUAGCGGAGGGAAAUAGUUUUAUUCGAGGCACAAUCCAGUCAGUUUUUGACGUUUAUGAAAUGAUGCUCACCUAUAUAAAUCCCCAGGUUCAGUCCAGUAGAUGUCUAGUUUAAUUUCAGCGGACAUUAACGAAGAGCAAAUAAAAGAAACAAAUUACUUGGACUCUUAGUCUUUAUGGCCUAGAUACAUAAAGGACACUGUGCUGACACGUCUUUUAUCGCUUUUAGCCUAAAUAGUGCACUUGUAUAUUUUUUUAUUUUUUUGAAAGCUUGAUUUAUAUAGUUGAAGUUUUGCUGCAUCCUAAGUUUGAUUGUGCCAGUUCUGUCCCAUCUCCCUGUACUCAUUGGUGGUCACAGGACUGAAGUAGGUGUUGUUUCCUCUAUCCAUCAGUGUUUCUUUAACAAUACAGUUGUAGAUGGAAGUACAACAAAGGCUUUUGGGAUGUGUAGUUUAAGCUAACAGCUUUCAUAUCAGAACUAUUCACUGGAAUCAUUAUACUGAGCAGAACUGAGGCAGUGCACAGAGUAUUGAAAUCUGCUUGUCAGGCACUUCCCCUAAACAAGCAGAAACAUGGGCAGUUAUAGGUGAGGGGACCAGGGAUACAAAUUAUCUCAGUUUAGGACUCACAUUUUCUGCCAUACUACACUUUAUCCCUUGCAAUGCUAAGGAUAAGGGGUUUCUGCAUGGCCAAGCUACUUUCUGGUUUGGGGGAAGAUCAAGGUUGAUGCAAUAUUUAGGGAGUUUCACUUGGAGUAGAAAGCUUAAAAGUGUAUGUCUGUCUCAACUAAUAAACUACUUAAUUUUGUUGUAGGAUCUGGCAUUCUUUGUCCCUGGAACCAUUACUACUUCAAACCAUUUAAGUGGUUAUGGUGCCUAGUGUCCCAUUUUAUAUAUGUUUCUUAACGAUGUAGUUUAAUGUGGAUCAGUGGAGCAGUAAAUUAAAACCUUCUGUUGUGUAUGUGUUCCCGAACAGUGGGCUCUCUUGUAUUGCUGCUUAACUGCAUUGAUCCCCUUAUUCCAGCACAAGUUUGGAAGCUGGUCCAAGAACACGUGUAAAUAUAGGGUGGGGUAGACCAUUCCCAUUAGGGAUUGCUAGAGAAUUCAUUUUGUAUUUACUUGCAACCGAGGCUUUAGUUGCCUAUUAUGUGUGUUUCUCUUCUGAUCGUAUAAGGCCCAGCCCUGCUGUGUCUACAUUCCCUGCAUCUUUGAGUUAAUUUAUCGUCCUUGUUUACCUUUAGCACUUCAAGGCCACUAAUCCCAACUUGUUUUGUCUCUUACAGGAAUAGACUUCAAGAUCAAAACUGUGGAAUUACAAGGAAAAAAGAUCAAAUUACAGAUAUGGUAAGUGAGCCUUUCAAAACUUUCAGCACCUUUGUUGUGUAAAUACAACACAAUGACAUGAUAUACAAUAACACCUAUACAUCGUCCAGCCUAUAACACCGGCAUGUGCAUAGUCUUAACUUUAUUUAAUUCGUUAUAGGGUGUACUUCUAUGCAGGGGCGUACCUAGGGCAUGUGGCACCCGGGGCGGGUCCUGGGUUUGGCACCCCCCCUGAACCCCCCCCCCGCUUCUCCAAAAAAAAACCUACAAAAUUUUUAAAAUGUGUUAUAUUUUUUUAAAUGUUUUAAAAAAUGUAUUGAACAAAUUUGUAAACUUUUUAAAACCCCUGCCCCCCUCUACAAAAUCCCUGCACCCCUCACACACAGUUACAGACAGUCACACACAGUUACAAGCAGAUAGUCACACGCACACAGUCAUAUGCAGACAGUCACACAUAUAGUCACAGGCAGUCAUACACACAGUUACAGGUAGAGAGUUACACACACACACAGUCAGUUACAAGCAGUUACACACAGUCACGCACACUGUUACAGGCAGUCACAUAUACAGUCACACACACGUCACAGGCAGACAGUCAUACACAUAGUUACAGCCACAAACACACACAGUUACAGGCAGUUACACACACAGUCAGUUACAGGCAGUCAUGCACAAAGUUACAUGCAGACAGUCACAGGCAGACAGUAACACACAGUUACAGGCAGCAUCACACAGUCACAGGCAGACUGUCACAGACAGUCACACACACAGUUACAGGCAUGCAGUCACACACAAACACACAGACACCCAGUUACAGGUAGACAGUUACGCACACACAGUUACAGGUAGGCAGUUACGCACACACACACAGUUACAGGCAGACCGUUACACACACACAGUUACAGGUAGACAGUUAUGCACACACACACACACAGUUACAGGCAGACACUUACACACACGUACACACAGUUACACACACACACACACACACAGUUACAGACACACACACACACACAAGACAGACAGUCACACACACACACACACAGUUGCAGGCAGUUUUACACACACACACACACAGUUACAGACAGUCACACACACACAGUUACAGACAGUCACACACACACAGUUUCAGGCAGUCACACACACACACAGUUACAGACAGUCACACACAAACACACACACACAGUUUAAGGCAGUUACACACACAGUUUCAGGCAGUUACACACACACACACACAGUUUCAGGCAGUUACACACACACACACACAGAGUUACAGACAGUGUCUCACACACACACACACACACACACACACAGAGUUACAGACAGUGUCACACACACACACACACACACAGAGUUACAGACAGUGUCACACACACACACACACAGAGUUACAGACAGUCACACACACACACAGUUUCAGACAGUUACACACACACACACUAUUAUACUUACAGACAGUGUGGGCUGGAGGAGUGGAUUCAUUGAAGUCCUUCCCUGGAGCCUGGUAGGUGGAGGUGCAGCAGGGAUUUCGUCUUGCUGCACCUCCAUGUGCAGCAUUAACAGCAGCCCAUGCUCGCGGUUAGGCUCCGCCCAUAAAUAUCCAUAGCUCCGCCCCCUUUCCUCCCGUGCGGCCAGCUAAGCUUGCUGGUCUCUGUGUGAGCUGUGUGACACCCCAGCUACCAUGGGGCACAGCUCACACAACUCCCUCCAGCCCCAAGACCAGGGUGAAGGCACCCCCCUAGCAGGUGGCACCCGGGGCGGACCGCCCCCUCCGCCCCCCCCUUAGUCCGCCACUGCUUCUAUGCCAUAUUAAUGAAUGGGAAUAAUGCCCCAAAAAAUGGAAUUGGGGAAGAAAAAAAAAAACAGGCAACAUGUGGACAUGAAAAAACACAAGGGCUCCAGUAUAUAGUGUGUUGGUGGGUUAACUGUAAAAGGCAGCAAAAACUAGUUCUGAGCCUGCUGGCGCAGUGGGUGGAGUUAAACUAGCUGCCAGAAUUGCUUAUAUUCUCUUUAGUCCUCUGCAUCCCACAUCUGACAAUGGGAUAAAUGGCAGUGGAGAGAUCUUGUCAUGGAAUGGACUCCCAUAUUGUCCAUUGUUCUCUGGCACCCGUGGCUCAUGUUUCGAUGCCCUUGGGGGUGCAUCUUGUUCUAAUAUACCCCCCAAAUGCACCCAAUGUUGGUGCAGCUACUUUAUCAUUCUUGCUUAUUAUGAUUGAGAAUCUCCAGUGACACAGACUUUGCUGCAUGUUUGACGCUCUUGACUUAAUAAUCAUGUGGCUUCUGCCAGAGUUUCUUCAUAAACUAUCGUGUUAGGCGCCACUGGAAACAAUACCAUGUAAGCUUUGCGUAUUGUAUAUACUGAAGGAAGACAUUGUGUAUAGAGCCCAUAUGUUUUACUGCACACAUUGUAUCUGAAGUCUGUUGUAUGUGGCUAUAUGUUUUUCUUAGGAGAACCCUAUGGCUGACUGAGAUUUGUUUCAAAUCGAAGGAUCACUAAAUGUGUUUUUUUUUUUUUUUUCUACAAAAGAUGAAAAGUUAGCGCACUUGUUUUAUUAGAUUUAAUUUUCAGGUUUAUUUCUGCAAAUAUAAAAUAUGCAUAUAUUUGGCAUUGGGAAUAGUUUAUUUAUAGCCGAGAUUUUUUUCUCAUCUACUUGCUUUUAUCCUUCAUAUCCUUUCAUCAUGACUCGAUCUUUAUCCUUUACUUGCUGAUACUCUGCAGUUGCAGUAGCUGACUAUAACGGAUGAUCUGUGCGGAUACUCUGUGUAGUUGCAGUAUCUGCCUUUCUAUAACGGAUGAUCUGUGCUGAUACUCUGUGUAGUUGCAGUAGCUGGCUUUCUAUAACGGAUGAUUUGUGCGGAUACUCUGUAGUUGCUGUAUCUGCCUUUCUAUAACGGAUGAUCUGUGCGGAUACUCUGUGUAGUUGCAGUAGCUGGUUUUCUAUAACGGAUGAUUUGUGCGGAUACUCUGUAGUUGCAGUAGUUGCCUUUCUAUAACGGAUGAUUUGUGCGUAUACUCUGUAGUUGCAGUAGCUGCCUUUCUAUAACGGAUGAUCUGUGCUGAUACUCUGUGUAGUUGCAGUAGCUGGUUUUCUAUAACGGAUGAUUUGUGCGGAUACUCUGUAGUUGCUGUAUCUGCCUUUCUAUAACGGAUGAUCUGUGCGGAUACUCUGUGUAGUUGCAGUAUCUGCCUUUCUAUAACGGAUGAUUUGUGCGGAUACUCUGUGUAGUUGCAGUAGCUGGUUUUCUAUAACGGAUGAUCUGUGCGGAUACUCUGUAGUUGCUGUAUCUGCCUUUCUAUAACGGAUGAUUUGUGCGGAUACUCUGUGUAGUUGCUGUAUCUGCCUUUCUAUAACGGAUGAUUUGUGCGGAUACUCUGUGUAGUUGCAGUAGCUGGUUUUCUAUAACGGAUGAUCUGUGCGGAUACUCUGUGUAGUUGCAGUAGCUGGUUUUCUAUAACGGAUGAUCUGUGCGGAUACUCUCAAUGUAGUUACGUGUGGUUUUCUAUAGCGGAUGAUCUAUGCGGAUACUCUGUGUAGUUGCAGUAGCUGUGGCUUUCUAUAGCGGAUGAUCUGUGCUGAUACUCUGUAGUUGCUGUAUCUGCCUUUCUAUAGCGGAUGAUUUGUCGCGGAUACUCUGUGUAGUUGCGGUAGCUGGUUUUUCUAUAGCGGAUGAUCUGUCUGGGAUACUCUGUGGGCUGCAGUAGCUGGCUUUUCUAUAGCAGGAUGAUUUGUGCGGAUACUCUGUGUAGUUUGCAGUAGCUGUGGCUUUCUAUAUAGCGGAUGAUUUAUUGGCGAGGAUACUCUGUAGUUGCUGUAUCUGCCUUUCUAUAGCGGAUGAUCUGUGCGGGAUACUCUGGCUGUAGUUGCGGUAGCUGGUUUUCUAUAUGCUUGGAUGAUUUGUCUGCGGAUACUCUGUAGUUGCAGUAGCUGCCUUUCUAUAACGGAUGAUCUGUGCUGAUACUCUGUGUAGUUGCAGUAGCUGGUUUUCUAUAACGGAUGAUUUGUGCGGAUACUCUGUAGUUGCUGUAUCUGCCUUUCUAUAACGGAUGAUCUGUGCGGAUACUCUGUGUAGUUGCAGUAUCUGCCUUUCUAUAACGGAUGAUUUGUGCAGAUACUCUGUGUAGUUGCAGUAGCUGGCUUUCUAUAACGGAUGAUCUGUGCUGAUACUCUGUAGUUGCUGUAUCUGCCUUUCUAUAACGGAUGAUUUGUGCGGAUACUCUGUGUAGUUGCAGUAGCUGGUUUUCUAUAACGGAUGAUCUGUGCGGAUACUCUGUAGUUGCAGUAGCUGGUUUUCUAUAACGGAUGAUCUGUGCUGAUACUCUGUAGUUGCAGUAGCUGGCUUUCUAUAACGGAUGAUCUGUGCGGAUACUCUGUGUAGUUGCAGUAGCUGGUUUUCUAUAACGGAUGAUCUGUGCGGAUACUCGGUGUAGUUGCAGUGGCUGGCUUUCUAUAACGGAUGAUCUGUGCGGAUACUCGGUGUAGUUGCAGUAGCUGGCUUUCUAUAACGGAUGAUUUGUGCGGAUACUCUGUGUAGUUGCAGUAGCUGGCUUUCUAUAACGGAUGAUUUGUGCGGAUACUCUGUGUAGUUGCAGUAGCUGGCUUUCUAUAACGGAUGAUUUGUGCUGAUACUCUGUAGUUGCAGUGGCUGGCUUUCUAUAACGGAUGAUUUGUGCGGAUACUCGGUGUAGUUGCAGUAGCUAGCUUUCUAUAACGGAUGAUUUGUGCGGAUACUCUGUGUAGUUGCAGUAGCUGGUUUUCUAUAACGGAUGAUUUGUGCGGAUACUCUGUGUAGUUGCAGUAGCUGGCUUUCUAUAACGGAUGAUUUGUGCGGAUACUCUGUAGUUGCUGUAUCUGCCUUUCUAUAACGGAUGAUCUGUGCUGAUACUCUGUAGUUGCUGUAUCUGCCUUUCUAUAACGGAUGAUCUGUGCGGAUACUCUGUGUAGUUGCUGUAUCUGCCUUUCUGUAACAGAUGAUCUGUGCCAGAGUUUUUGUUGGGAUGAAUUAAACAUAGCUUGGCUUUGCAGCUUACUGUAGAUGUUUCCUCUGCUCCCUUUGUCAUUCUGUAUGAAAUCCCUGCACAUGUCUAAGAGGUCACAGGCUCCUUACUUUCCUGGUUUAACUUCCUACUUUAAUAUACUGGUGCUGGCUGCUUCUGCUAAAGCAUGCUAUUUAUUUCUGUGUAAAAAUCCCCUCCUUUAGUCAGUUCCUCUGCCCCCUGACUUGUUGUAUUGCAGAUAGAGCUGUGAAGAAAGCUCAGUGAAGGUUAUGUAUACAAUUGUUGCGUUUGAUUUCACAUUUGCAUCAUUUUUUUUGUGAUUGCACCAUUUACUUCACCUUAUGCGCUCUAUGCCCUCCUAUAGAAAGUUCUGUCACUGCGCUCUCUGCAUUCUAUGCCCUCCUAUAGAAAGCUGUCACUGCGCUCUCUGCAUUCUAUGCCCUUCUAUAGAAAGCUGUCACUGCACACUCUGCAUUCUAUGCCCUCCUAUAGAGAGCUGUCACUGCACUCUGCAUUCUAUGCCCUCCUAUAGAAAGUUCUCACUGCGCUCUCUGCAUUCUAUGCCCUCCUAUAGAAAGCUGUCACUGCACUCUGCAUUCUAUGCCCUCCUAUAGAGAGCUGUCACUGCACUCUGCAUUCUAUGCCCUCCUAUACAAAGCGCUGUCUCUGCAUUCUAUGCCCUCCUAUAGAAAGCAUUGUCUCUGCAUUCUAUGCGCUCCUAUAGAAAGCUAUGUCACUGCACUCUCUGCAUUCUAUGCCCUACUAUAGAAAGCGUUCUCUGCACUCUCUGCAUUCUAUGCCCUCCUAUAGAAAGUUCUGUCACUGCGCUCUCUGCAUUCUAUGCCCUCCUAUAGAAAGCUGUCACUGCACUCUGCAUUCUAUGCCCUCCUAUAGAGAGCUGUCACUGCACUCUGCAUUCUAUGCCCUCCUAUACAAAGCGCUGUCUCUGCAUUCUAUGCCCUCCUAUAGAAAGCAUUGUCUCUGCAUUCUAUGCGCUCCUAUAGAAAGCUAUGUCACUGCACUCUCUGCAUUCUAUGCCCUACUAUAGAAAGCGUUCUCUGCACUCUCUGCAUUCUAUGCCCUCCUAUAGAAAGCUCUGUUACUGCACUCUGCAUUCUAUGCCCUCCUAUAGAAAGCGUUCUCUGCAUUCUUUGCCCGCCUAUAGAAAGCUCUGUCACUGCAUUCUAUGCCCUCCUAUAGAAAGCUCUGUCACUGCACACUCUGCAUUCUAUGCCCUCCUAUAGAAAGCUCACUGCACUCUCUGCAUUCUAUGCCCUCCUAUUGAAAGCUGUCACUGCACACUCUGCAUUCUAUGCCCUCCUAUAGAGAGCUGUCACUUCACACUCUGCAUUCUAUGCCCUCCUAUACAAAGUGUUGUCUCUGCAUUCUAUGCCCUCCUAUAGAAAGCAUUGUCUCUGCAUUCUAUGCGCUCCUAUAGAAAGAUGUCACUGCACUCUCUGCAUUCUAUGCCCUCCUAUAGAAAGCGUUCUCUGCACUCUCUGCAGUCUAUGCCCGCCUAUAGAAAGCUCUGUCACUGCACUCUCUGCAUUCUAUGCCCUCCUAUAGAAAGCGUUGUCUGCAUUCUAUGCCCUCCUGUAGAAAGCUGUCACUGCACUCUCUGCAUUCUAUGCGCUCCUAUAGAAAGAUCUGUCACUGCGCUCUCUGCAUUCUAUUCCCUCCUAUAGAAAGCUGUCACUGCACUCUCUGCAUUCUAUGCCCUCCUAUAGAAAGCUGUUACUGCGCUCUCUGCAUACUGUGCCCUCCUAUAGAAAGCUGUCACUGCAUUCUCUGCAUUCUAUGCCCUCCUAUAGAAAGCUCUGUUACUGCACUCUUUGCAUUCUAUUCCCUCCUAUAGAAAGCUGUCACUGCACACUCUGCAUUCUAUGCCCGCUUAUAGAAAGCUGUCACUGCAUUUUCUGCAUUCUAUGCCCUCCUAUAGAAAGCGUUCUCUGCAUUCUAUGCCCUCCUAUAGAAAGCUGUCACUGCAUUCUUUGCAUUCUAUGCCCUCCUAUAGAAAGCUCUGUUACUGCACUCUUUGCAUACUGUGCCCUCCUAUAGAAAGCUCUGUUACUGCACUCUUUGCAUACUGUGCCCUCCUAUAAAAAGCUGUCACUGCAUUCUAUGCCCUCCUAUAGAAAGCUGUCACUGCAUUCUCUGCAUUCUAUGCCCUCCUAUAGAAAGCUCUGUCACUGCGCUCUCUGCAUUCUAUGCCCUCCUAUAGAAAGCUCUGUCACUGCGCUCUCUGCAUUCUAUGCCCUCCUAUAGAAAGCUGUCACUGCGCUCUCUGCAUACUGUGCCCUCCUAUAGAAAGCUGUCACUGCAUUCUCUGCAUUCUAUGCCCUCCUAUAGAAAGCUCUGUUACUGCACUCUUUGCAUUCUAUUCCCUCCUAUAGAAAGCUCUCACUGCACUCUCUGCAUUCUAUGCCCUCCUAUAGAAAGCUGUCACUGCGCUCUCUGCAUUCUAUGCCCUCCUAAAGAAAGCUCUGUCACUGCGCUCUCUGCAUUCUAUGCCCUCCUAUAGAAAGCUCUGUCACUGCGCUCUCUGCAUUCUAUGCCCUCCUAUAUAAAGCUCUGUCACUGUGCUCUGCAUUCUAUGCCCUCCUAUAGAAAGCUCUGUCACUGCGCUCUCUGCAUUCUAUGCGCUUCUAUUGAAAGUGUUGUCUCUGCAUACUGUGCCCUCCUAUAAAAAGCUCUGUCACUGCGCUCUCUGCAUACUGUGCCCUCCUAUAGAAAGCUCUGUCACUGCGUUCUCCAUCUUACUCUCUUGGUUCCUGUUUGGUUGCACAGAUUAAACCUUAUUAAAUUGUUCCUGAAAGGCCCAGCUGCAGAUCAAUGAAUAGUUCCAGUUAGCUCUUACUUCCAUCUGCUGCUCGUUGGCAGAGUGUGUUUUGACCCUGGCAGUGUACUGGCACACCAGCUGCGGAAAUAGUCUAAUUUUCAUUCCUUCACUGAAGCUGUUGAUACAUUUGGUUUCCACUUUUCCCUCCUGUGCAAUGGGUGUUUGGAUGUCUGUUGUGUCCUUUGAGUAGGGCAAGAAUGCCAUAACAUUUUUGUAACUGGCAUCUUGCACAUUGCAAGCUGCUGGUUUGUCUUCUUUAGUUCAGAUUUGUACCCACAUUUGUGUUUCCCACAUGUCUAAAUUCCCGGAAACUUGUGUGUCUGAUACGGUAGGUCUCACAUCUCAGUACAAAGAUCAGGCCAUGGUGGGGACAGCAUAUGCUAAUAGUGUGUAGGGAGACCCAAGAUCCUGAAAUCAUUAGAAAGGUAAUAAACCACCCUUCAGGGCCUGUAUCCUUCCACCAGGCUCGGUGAUGUAUCUCCUGCACUGUAGAACAGUCUGGUAACCAGAUAACAUGGAUUGUAGGCUUUGCCAGCUAGUUACCGGUGGAACCUGUAGUGGACAUUGCAACCAUUCAGUUAUUUGUCCCAAAAUUGAGCUUUUGUAGCUUAGUAUGCUCUCAUUUUCCUUCUUGUUAUUAAAUGUGUGAGGAGUUCAUUGAGAUACAUAGUGAAUUGGAUGUCACAAAUGACCUACCAAUUGUAGAACUAACUGAACAUAUAAUGAAAAUACAAUACAAUUAACAUAUUCAAAAAAAUAAUCCCAUCAGAUUCAUUGAAAAUGAAGCUACACAGACAGCCAGUAUGUUAGUAACUUGUAUCACUCAUGUCGAAGAUAUCAAGGGCGUGGGAGUCACUCAGUUCAAGCGUAGAUAUGGGUAUAAAAUAGAUACAAUGUGCUGAAAGACCAUUGGACUCUCUUGGUGUAGCAGAACAGCCAUAUAACACAAUGAAAAAUCCUGCUCUAAUCCACAGGUUAGAAGGCGAGUAGUUAUGUCACAUACGUCUUGGCAUUUAGCCUUGUCACAAUCUUUGAGAAAUCUCCACCCAAAAAGCCAAGUGGGUGACUGUCUGCUGUCUCUCCUAAGAUUGGGUGUCCAUAUAGUCUGUAAGCCCUCCAUUCUGCUGUCCAAAUGUUUCGAGUGCCCUAGCGCCUGAGACAUGCAGAGCGGUGUGAGAAGCGACUGCAGCCAACCACUGCUCACAAUGCUCAUGUCUGAUGGCUGCCGCAAAUCCGCAUGAUGUCAUGUCCAGGAGGCCAACGUGCUCUAAUUGAGAGAGACUGCGUGGGACAGGCUGAUACUGGUAGUCUGUGCUGUGUGUGUCAGAGAAUGUGUAUUUUGUAUGGGUCCGUGUGCCCAACCACAGUGUAUCCCAACCACAUGCAGCCAGUGCAGACUCACAUCAACCACAAUGGGUACUCUCCGCUCGAACAUCACUCACAUCCAACACACACAGUACAAACUAUGAAAAAGAGGGAGACUAUGGGAGGGCAGAGGGUAAAACACUCGGAGUAAUACUGAGGCAAUCUAGUAGCUAGAGAAUUUUUCGACUUUACUAGAUUGUCAUGACGGACACGUAGAUUGGGCUAUCACUCUAGUCCUUUGGACAAGUAGAUUUAAAAAAAAUAAUCCCACUCCCUUGUAUAUACACCGCUGACCUGGCAUUCGAAUAGAAGGCAGUAAAUCAUCACACAAAGGCACACUUUCUCAGAGCAUUUACAAGAAGCGUUUGCUUAAGAUGCUGCAGUGAUGUUUAGCUUAGUUUGUGACUCCAUAAAUUCCACUAGAAAAUGGAACCAUCUCGACUGAUAUUAGCUGUAAUAUGGGACUUCUGCUAUAUGGGACUUGGUGCAGGGUGUAUAUUGAGAGGAUAAAAACAGUGAAAAGUCUCGCCACCAGUUAGAGAAAUCAGACUUACUAAAGCUUCACACUGUAAAUGGCCAUGUAGCAGGCUUGUGCCUCGCUGUGAUCCCAUGGGUCUGAGUCAGGCCUGUGCCUUGCUGUGAUCCCAUGGGUCUGAGUCAGGCCUGUGCCUCGCUGUGAUCCCAUGGAUCUGAGUCAGGCCUGUGCCUCGCUGUGAUCCCGUGGCUCUGGGUCAGGCCUGUGCCUCGCUGUGAUCCCGUGGCUCUGGGUCAGGCCUGUGCCUCGCUGUGAUCCCGUGGCUCUGGGUCAGGCCUGUGCUUCGCUGUGAUCCCGUGGCUCUGGGUCAGGCCUGUGCCUCGCUGUGAUCCCGUGGCUCUGGGUCAGACCUGUGCCUCGCUGUGAUCCCGUGGCUCUGGGUCAGGCCUGUGCCUCGCUCUGAUCCCUUGGAACAGUGUAAGCAGGCAGCCUUUACCUUGUAGUUCUCUGUAGCAUGUAAUACUUGGGGUUAGGUAAAUGCUAAAAUGUUGGUUUGCCCAGGGAGGAGGCCACUCCUGUUUAACUAGCAACAGAUGAUUUGUUUUCACAACCUGAGUAAGACCGCGUCAUGCUCAGAUCUGUAAUCUGGAACUGUGUAAGCAGGGUUCAUGGGUCUCGUAGUGGGAUUGCAGGCACUGUUAUUUCCUCUUUGCAAUAUACCUUAUUUAUAUUUUAAUUUUAUUUUUGGUGGGUUGGGGGAGUGUUUGUCAAAUAAAAUUUCAAAUGUGCUACCUUCUUUUAGAAUACAGCAAAAAAAACAAAAAAACUUUUAGUGACGUGUUUGCAAACAUUUAUUGACUUUGAGAUCGAUGUUUAUCUGUUUUUCUGGUAAUCUGUGAGGACUGUGGGACCAAGCUGGACAGAAUGUCAGUGUGUCUGACAGUGUGUGAAAAACUAUGAGCAGUGUGUACUGGUAUAUAUGUGUUUGGGUCUGGCAGUGUGUACUGGUACCUGUGUGUUUGGGUCUGGCAGUGUGUACCGGUACCUGUGUGUUUGGGUCUGGCAGUGUGUACCGGUACCUGUGUGUUUGGGUCUGGCAGUGUAUACCGGUACCUGUGUGUUUGGGUCUGGCAGUGUGUACCGGUACCUGUGUGUUUGGGUCUGGCAGUGUGUACUGGUAUCUGUGUGUUUGGGUCUGGCAGUGUGUACCGGUAUCUGUGUGUUUGGGUCUGGCAGUGUGUACUGGUAUCUGUGUGUUUGGGUCUGGCAGUGUGUACUGGUAUCUGUGUGUUUGGGUCUGGCAGUGUGUACCGGUAUCUGUGUGUUUGGGUCUGGCAGUGUGUACCGGUAUCUGUGUGUUUGGGUCUGGCAGUGUGUACCGGUAUCUGUGUGUUUGGGUCUGGCAGUGUGUACCGGUACCUGUGUGUUUGGGUCUGGCAGUGUGUACCGGUACCUGUGUGUUUGGGUCUGGCAGUGUGUACCGGUACCUGUGUGUUUGGGGGUCUGGCAGUGUGUACCGGUACCUGUGUGUUAGGGUCUGGCAGUGUGUACCGGUACCUGUGUGUUUGGGUCUGGCAGUGUGUACCGGUACCUGUGUGUUUGGGUCUGGCAGUGUGUACCGGUACCUGUGUGUUUGGGUCUGGCAGUGUGUACCGGUACCUGUAUGUUUGGGUCUGGCAGUGUGUACCGGUACCUGUGUGUUUGGGUCUGGCAGUGUGCUAGUGAUUUUGGUGAGUUGUAUACACAUUAUACUUGGUCUUUCUUUUUCAUAUAUGUCCAUAUCCAUGUUAAAGCAAUCAUGGCAGGAUCUCUGGGAAGAGGCUUUUUUGGGGAGUAUUUUUAGGUUUUUGUGUUUUUACAUAUUGUUCAUUCACUUUUUUUUUUUUGCAACUACCACUACUGGACUCUAAUUUGUGCAUAUAUUUACCUUGCAAAUAUACACAUCCAUUUAUGUUGGCUUAAAGGUGUGUGUGUGUGUUUUCUGUAAACCAAGUAUUCUCUGAGCCCCCUAAACACUCUCUACUUCCAUUGUAAUGCCGAGCUACCACUGGAAUACCCUCUGCUAUCACAGCGUCACUUCCUGCAAACAUAGCUCCAUUUUUUUGUAGUAUAUGAGGUAACGCUCGGUAUCACUUUUUCUGAUGGUUUUCCUUUAUGGAGUCUGUUAAACGGGAGCUGUCACUUCACAUGAUAUGAAAUAUAAGAGAAAAGGAAACCUAAUAAAUAAGUAUGUGAUACAUCAUAUUUAGAAAUCCACACUUUUAUCUUGGCUUCCUGUCAAUCAUUGUUAUAAGCUCCGCCCAUUACACCUGGCAGUUGGCAUUGAGAAAACAUAGAGAGAGUAGAAUUAAAAUAAUGGGGAAUUUUAUCAAAGUGUUCUAAAGUACCAACAUUGGAAUAAGCACUAUAGAAACAGUGAAACCUACUGUCACAUUCCAUUAGUAAAUCCCUCCUUUUACCACUUUUUCCACUUUUUAGAACAGAACACCUUGGUCAAUCCCUCGUGGUUUCUAUUCCCCCUCCUCAUUCGCCAUGUUCCCUGGCUGUGCCUACACUAAACUGGAUUGUGAUGCAUGUUGCUAAAUAUACAUUUAAGAGAAAAUCAAACAUCACUUUUUACAGAGAAGUAACUGCCUCCUUUUGCAUUUUUUACCUGGUAAGGUGUCCCAAAAUGUUAGAAAAAAUAACAAGCGUGCAGGACAUAAAGUGUAAGGGGUUGUUGGUGUACGUGGAAAAUACAGAGGAGCACGUUUUAUAUUUACUGGAGCAUACACUGGAAAGAUGUAAUGUGCAUGUUUAGUGGAUCUCUGCAAUUGCUGUGCAUGCUCAAUGUGUCCUUCCAUCAAAGAUCUGGACAAGUCAUCAGGGUUGAGUUCACUGUGCAAGGACUGGACGGAUAUUUUAUUUAUUUAAAGAGAGGACUGAUAACGUUGUGCACAAAGAAACACAUGUAAUAUAAAUGUUUUAACUUUUAUUGCAUUUCUUUAAGCUAAAACGUCUUGACUGCAUUAUUUGCCGUUAUUUUUGUUUAUUCUAACUAUUCCUAGCCCCACACUAUGCUUAACCCUUUGAAAGCUGUGGGGGCACGUUACUCCCCCCUUUCCUUUAAAGCACCAUGUUGUGUUUCUUUGACUUAUCUGACUCAGUGUCAGAUUUCCCCUCCCCACUCUCUAGUAUUCAGGCCCAGGCACUAGUGUAUAUUAACUGUUUGUUUCUCUCUAUCCAGGGACACUGCCGGACAGGAGCGAUUUCACACCAUCACCACCUCUUAUUACCGAGGGGCCAUGGGAAUCAUGUUGGUGUAUGAUAUCACAAACGCCAAAAGCUUUGAGAACAUCAGCAAAUGGCUCAGAAAUAUAGACGAGGUAAGCCCAGUCAUGACCGAGCACGUUGAUGCAUUAAUUCAGCAUGUUCUGAUUGAUACCGGCACGCACUAAAUGUUACAUAUUACCGCAACCUUUGGGGAGAAGGUGUUUAGGUAGGCCACCAUUGCCAAACUCCCACUUAUUUAAAAUGCCCUUUGUUCUAAUGCUAUAACUGGGUUAAUGUCAUUAAUUACAUGGAUCUUUGUGAAUGUUUCUUGCUGCCUUCAGAUUUUGCUUGAUUAAAAUAAAUUGGUAAUGGGCAAUUCUCAAUCUUUUAGCCACGAGUCGCUAAAAAAAGUUUCCUUUUCCAUGUGUCAUACAGCAUCCGGUGGAACAUGUGGCAGAGCAUUUGUUGGCCCUAUGGUCACUUAGAUGACCAUGUGUUUGCUUCCAGUGUGACACAGCACAGUUAAUCCAGUAUAAACCUAUUUUGGGUAGUUGAUGUUUGGAGGAUACGUAAGGGUGACUAGUAGUUUGUAUGGUCCCUGUGGGGGAGCAUAUAGUGAUGGUCCGGUUUGAUAAUACAAACCAGAUAUCUUGUUUUCUUGUAAUAUGUUUGUAAGUCUCGCGCACGUGAUGUCUUUCUAAUGAAACCUAAUUUGUGUGUCUGAACAAUUCGAUUUUAAUGUGAGUCUGUUGGGUUUUGUUAAAUUUCCGCAAUCCCUGUAUACUGAAGGUGGUAACUCCGUGCUAGGAAUAGGGUAAUUACAUGUGAACACACGUUUUUUGAUGCCCAAGUAGUUCCUUAAUUUUGCGAUGUGUUUUUAGCCCCAUGUUAUGGGCUGGUUAAAUGUAUUCGAAAUAAGUGAAUAAACUUGUUGAGUCAUUUGUUUCUUUGAAAGUGGCCCUUUAAGUCAUUUCCUAUCUGGGUUGCAUAAGGGCUUUGGGACAGACAGGAAUGUUCUCUGAUUGUGACUAAUGCAGGGAGUGUCACUGAUAGCGUAUUACUGUGCAAUUUAAGUGGAAUUAUUCUUCCAGUUUGAAAUUCCUGUCUAAAUAAUUUUAGUGGGGCAUUACAACAGAUUUUGCCCAGUUUAGUUUAUUGGUUUUUGGGAAAACUGUUGUACAAUGCUGCUUGUCUCCUUAUGUGCUGAAAGGAUGCUGCGUUACUCGCUCUUCCAGUUUGUGAUUGUUUCUCGUUAAAGCUGCUGUAGAACACCUGUCAUGUGGCAGAGGAACAUUUUGCGCUUGGAUUCUGCCCGUUCCAUUCUCAUCUUCAGGAGGGAUCGACCAAUAUAGAUUUUUUUAGAGCCGAUAAUCUGUGAACUUUCAAGCCGAUAGCCGAUAACUUACCGAUAUUCUGUAUAUUUACCAUUUAAAAAAAAUAAACAAACAAUUUCUACACAAAUCUACUGUUAACUGAGCAUGUUUGUUUGAUUUAUUUUGCAAAUCUUUUUUUAUUAAGGUAAAUGCACAAAAUAUACAUGCCAGUCAGAAUUUGUUUUCAAGAAUGUGUGUGUGUGUAGUGGAUGCAGUGAGAGUAUUUGAUUAGUGAAUGCAGUGUGUGUGUAUAGUGAAUGCAGUGUGUGUGUAUAGUGAAUGCAGUGUGUGUGUGUGUGUAUAGUGAAUGCAGUGUUCUUUUAAUAUUACCCUUAUAACUUUUCUAUAAACUCAGAGGAGAUUAUCCACUUCUCUUGUUGAAACCUCUUCCACAUCUCAAAGGGAAGGAUUUAACCUAGAUUUUAGCCAGAUGCAGUGUAAACCGCUGUGUAUCUUUUAGGGAUGCACCAAAAUUUUGGUUGCUGAAAUUUUUGGCCUAAAAUGGGUCAAAUUUGCAGAUUAAAAAAGAAACUAUGCACUACAAAAAAUUUUUUUAACAGACAUGCUUGCAUUGACUGCACUUGGGACGGGGGAAACCACUAUGGGACAGGAGAGAGGGGAAAGAACACUAUGGGACAGGGGAGGGGGGAGGAAAAAAACACUAUGGGACAGGGGAGGGAGGAAAAAAACACUAUGGGAGGAGGAGGGGAAGGGAAGGGGGGACACACUAUGGGACAGGGGAGGAAAAAAACACUAUGGGGGGGAGGAGAAAAAAAACACUAUGGGACGGGAGGGAAAAAAAACACUAUGGACAGGGGAGGGAGGAAAAGGACAGGGAGGGGGAGGAAAAACGGACAGGGGAGGGGGGAAAACACUAUGGGAUAGGGAGGGAGGAAAAAACACUGGAAAGGACACUAUGGGACAGGGGGUGGAAAGGACACUGUGGGACAGGGAGGGUGGAAAGGACACUGUGGGACAGGGGGGGUGGAAAGGACACUGUGGGACAGGGGAGGGGGGUGGAAAGGACACUGUGGGACAGGGGAGGGGGGUGGAAAGGACACUGUGGGACAGGGGAGGGGGGUGGAAAGGACACUGUGGGACAGGGGAGGGGGGGUGGAAAGGACACUAAAAGAGGAGGGAAGUUUUUAAAAUUAAAUUCAUUAAACAGUCUAAUAUUAAUAAAAUGAUAGAAAAAAAACUAUAUUACUAGCAUUUGGGGGGAAAAGUCAUUUUCGGUUUCGGGCAUCCUGAAUUUCCGGUUUCGGCCCAGAAUUUUCGUUUUGGUGCGUCCCUAGUAUCUUUCCAAAUUCUGUGACAUGGCCACGUGAUUAUUUCCCACUGAGAAGAGGACUCUUCUGGUAGUGAAUGUUAAUUGUGCUGAGCAGCUGGGAGGUGUAAAUUGCAUGUGUUUUAUAUAGCAGGUCUUAUUCAGAAGCAUUCCUCCUUUACUGUGCGGACGUCCUUGUCUUGGAUGCGUCAGUUGAUUGAUAUAUUUUUUUUUUUUAUGAUUUGGACACCUAUAAAUUGUAUACGGUGUGUGUAUUUAAUAGCUUGACAAAAGCCAUGUAGGUCGAAACGUUGCGAUUUGGCAUUCGGUUUAAAUAAAUUGCCUUUUGUUGAAAUCUUGGAGUGCCUGGACCUUUCUACAUUAAGCAUUUGGUUUCCUGGUACUGAGACCUGGUUUGGUUGCACCCAGAUUUAUAUAGAUAAAAGGGGAUGAGUGCACUUCCACAUUGUUGUUUUUGAUGAGAAGUGUUGUCAUCUCAAGCCUAAAUGUGUAAAAAUUGUAUUUCCUGAUAUUGUGCCACCUAAAACAAUACAUUACCUUUUAUGCAAAAUUCACAGAUCUGUUUUAUUUUAUUUUUAUUAUUCAAUCAUUUUUAUUUCGUUUUAUAAAAGCAUUUACAUACAAGGUAUGAUCUUGUAGAACAAUGGUGUGGCAAACCUAGCCACUUCAAACUAUAUUUCCCACUUAAGACUGUAUUUAAGUUUGUGUGAUAUUGUGGCUUUAAGACUACCUGAACUAUCCACGUUCCCUAUUCUAUAUUUUAUGUGAACGAGAGCAUUCACAUGCUGGCGGCACGAAAGCCACCAGCAUUCAUGCAGUAGUUUCACGAACAGUGAAUUUCAACAAUGUUCGUGAAAUGAACAAACUACCGAAUGGGAGACCACACACAGGAGGUCAUUUGGCUCCCAUCAAGGAUCGCAACAAUGUAUCUUUCAGCAGUUAAUAGAUGUUCAGGGUGGCCGCCGUUCGAAUACUGACCACAGCCAUCUUGGAUCCUUUGUUAGCCCAGCGGUAUUUAGUCGGCGAGUGCCUGGAAUUAAAAUCAGCUACUUGACGGCACGAAUACCGCUGGACUUCCAGGCCGUUUGGGAGCCCCGGUCUUUCGGUACUUUAUCUCUGUAUGUUAUUCGUGACUUUGUGAAGAAUGUGUGUUCAAGUGUAUUUCGUGCGGCGUUCGGCUAAUUGUGCUGGGAUCUGAGCGGUACUUUCACGAAGUAUGCGCUCAGACCCCAGCUAUCUGUCGAGCGGUCCUUCGGUAUAAUAGCAUGAAUAAUGUUAAAGUUAUAGAUUUUUAUGUAAAAAGCCAGUUCUGCUGCACGGAGGGAUAAUCCACUUAACUGGGUAUUCUAGUGGGAGUAUCCCUCUCUUACAGCAGUGCAUGGUGGGAGAAAUGUCCUGGUUGUUAAGUUCCCCAUGUAGUCCCCUACUGUACAACCCCUGUAAAGUCAGUAAGGAAACCCCUUGCAUGGGGAACCACAUAAAUACUGUGACCUGUGAUUAAAACCUCAGUUGACUCCCAGCCUAUGUGUCGUCUAGUUCUUGGGAAGGAAGGAUUUAUAUAACGCUACCGGGAUUAUUGUAUGCUGUACUUGUUUUACUUGGAUUAUUAUAUGCUGCUCCUUUCUACCAGCGGAGAUAUUGUGGAUUAUACUGCCUCUCCGCUACAAAUGGCAUUGAAAAACAUAUUUAGAACAAUGGUACAGAAAACCGUUUCAUAGAUUACCUUUGUAGGUAUCUUAACUUUGCCUUAUUGUUUCAAAGACACAUGCGUACAUUUCCGGUUGUGUUAUAAGCAUACAAAUAGUGGUGGCAUGUAACUUUUGAUAGCUAAUACAUUUUUAUAGCGUAUGCAUAUUUUACACCAUUUCUUCCUUUGCAUUCACAAAUAAAACAGUCAACUACCUUGAUUGUAUUGGUAUAUUGUCUACUAUCUAUCAGGCACUGUGGUGUGUGCGUAUCAGAAUUUGAUUAUGGGUUUACAAAACGACAUCUAGGUGAUUUACAUCUUACUUCACUUCCAUCAGAGUCUUCUAGCUACGUCUAUCAGUAAUGCAUUCGGUUGAGCAGAUAUUAUAAGCAUCCCGUAUAAAGGAGUUUCAUGGUCCCCAAAUUUGAGUGAAUUUUUCGUAGUUUUUGGAUGUAGCAUACGUGAUUUCUUUAUUAUUUUUAUCCCUUCCACUCUUUGGAUCCAUUCUCUGAUGGAUGGAGUGGUCACUUGUUUCCAUUUGACUGGGAUUAGCUGGUUUGCUGCCAUGAGUAGGUGAGAGGUCAAAGAUAUUCCCUGUCUCUCUUGUAGGGGUGGGGGUAAGAGAAACCGCAAUACUCUGGUGAGAAGGGUAUCUCUGUUUUCGUGAUUAACUGUAAGUGUGUGUAUGCAUUUCCAGAAUGUAUGUAUCGACGGACAUCACCACCAAAUGUGUGUAGGGUGUGCAUCUGGUUGUUGACAUCUCCAACAGGCGUCCUGGGCACUGUUAUGUAGUUUAUGGAUUUUAGCUGGAGUGUAAUGCCAGUGCGUAAGCCAAUUGUAAUUGCUUUCUUGUGUGGCGAUGCUCCUGGAUGCCUUGUGUGCCAUAAGAAAUAUCUUUUUCAACUGGACUGGUGAGAUAUUAGCUUGUAAUUCAUCCGCCCACUUUACAGUGAAUCUAGGGAGUUCAGAUGAACUUGUCUUUUGUAUUGGCGUAUACAUAGUGGAUAGUAGCUUGUGUUUCAGCGGAUGUGAGGUUCACAGCUGCUCAAAGUGCGUAAGCUCUCGCUCGCCCGUUGGUCAGAGCUUAAAGCUCCUUAUGAAAUGGACAAGCUGUGUGUAUUUUAGUUGGUGCAUGCCCGUAGGAGCUUGUGAAGAAAUGAGAUUGCAAAAUGGUGUUGUUUUAUUUCCCUUCACAAUAUCUUGGAGCUGGAGGUAAGGUUUUUCGUGAUAGUCUGAACACCCUACCCGGUACCCCUGCUUGGAAUAGAGGGUUGUGUGUUAGUGGAUAUAGCGGGGAGGGGUAUGGUGAAAAGGCCCUAUUGCUGCAAUGCUUAUCCACACCCUUAGUGUGGCUGUAAUUGUCGGGUGUUUGUGUUUUAGGAAGGGUAGGCCUGAUUUGUGCCAUAGGAUUGUCAUGAUGGGAGAUUCAAAGAAUGAGGCUUCUAUUAACACCCAUUGUUGCGUCGUAUACUCCCUUGUUCAUUCAUAGACUCUAGUCAGAUGUAUGGCUUUUUGGUACGCGUCAAUAUCUGGGAGUUCCACUCCCCUCUCCUCGCAUGGUUUAAUAAGGAGAGAGUAUGCUAGUCGAGAGUGGGUGUAGGACCACAGAAAGGUCAUGAAAAUUGUCCUGAGCGUAUCAAAAAAAUCUCUUUGGAAGAGCUCUGGGAAUCGUUUGAAGUGCAUAUAAGAUGCAAGGGAGCACAUUCAUUUUUAAGAUAUUAAUUCUACAAAACCAUCUGAAACAUGGCCUGUGCCAUCUUUUCAAAUCCUUUGAUAUGACGGCUACAAUCGGCGCAAAGUUCAAUUCAUAUAAGUGAUCAAUCUUGUGAGGCAAGUGGAUCCCUAGAUAUUUACAGAAACCAUGAACAGGACGUUGUCUGUGAAUGCAGAUAUUUUGUAUUCCACCUUGUUGAUAUUAAAGCUGCGUGAUAUGCCAAAGCAUGAGUUGGCAUUUGAUAUAUGUUAUGAGUUGUUUUUGUAAAUGUUGGGAUAACAUUUAUUGUAGGCUUUGAUCCAGUGCCAGGCCUAAGCCAUAAAAUGUGGCUUAAAAAGAGCUGGACAUAGGGCAUCGUAAAAAAGGUAUUGAUGCGUAUGCUCUGACUUUGCGUUCUUCAAAGGACAACAUAAUUUAAGAAAAUAUGGAGUGGGCAAUAAACUGCCAUGCCAAACCCCUCUGACCCACCCAGGGGUCUGCCCACUGAGAAACAAUUAGUUUUAAGGUUAUAUUGAGGAUCUUGGACUAUCCAGUGAGAGAUUUUCUUUUUAACAACUACUUGGAGAACUUUAACAUCGGAAUCUGCCACAAGAAUUAUAUAUAAGCGGUAAAUAUAUCUAAGGACCUCUUGUGUUUUCUCCUAUUUUAUUUUAUGGACUGUUUUGCAAUUUAUCUGUAUUUCUGUGUUUAAUUUAUUUCUGUAUAUUUGUACACAGCUCUGUGAAUCUUUUUGUCAGAUUAAAUGUUUACAGCUUGUAAUCGGCUUGUGUUUUUGUUCUCUAUGAGCUUCACUCUUCUGAGGAAGGCUCAGGUAAACACAUUACCAAAAGGGUUAAUUAUAUAUGUCUGAUCAGUGAAGUAAGGUUGUGAUACUAUAAUUCUACUGUGUGUGGGGUAACCUAAGAUGCCUGGAUAUAAAGUCUUGGUGGUGGCAGUAAAGUGUGUACUAGCCCACGUUUGUGACCCCGCGCAUCUGCUGAUUGUCUCCAGAGUCCCUGUAGAAAUGGCUCUUAAAUAUAAGGAGGGAGAGAGGGCAUCCCUGCUUUGUGCCAUUGAUGAUCGGUACCGGAUUGGAUAGUUGGCCAUCAACACGCAAUCUAGUAAUGGGUGAUGAGUAGACCAUUAGGUCUGUUUAAAAAAAAAAAAAAAAUUUUUUUUAAAUAAUGUUUGAUUUCAAAAGAGCAGGCAGCGGGGUCAAUAUACUGGAUAGACAGAGCAGGCAGGGUGGCAUGUGGAUGUGGAGGUGAAUCUAGAUACAGUUAGCCCAGUAGAGAUGGUGGGUGAAGGUCUAGAUACUAGAUGUCCAGUAGGGGUGAGGGCCUAGAUACAGUGGAGAUGAUGGGUGGAGGACAAGAUACAGUUAGUCCAGUGGGGAUGGUGGGCGGAGGUGUAGAUACAGUUGGUUCAGUGGGGAUGGUGGUCAGUGGUGUAGAUACAGUUAGUCCAGUGGAGAUUGUGGUCAGGGGUCUAGAUACAGUUAGUCCAGUGGGGAUGGUGGGCGGAGGUGUAGAUACAGUUGGUCCAGUGGAAGUGUUGGGCGGAGGUGUAGAUACAGUUGGUCCAGUGGAAGUGUUGGGCGGAGGUCUAGAUAAAGUUAGUCCAUUGGAGAUGGUUGGCAGUGGUCUAGAUACUGAACGUCCAGUAGGUAUGAGGGCCUAGAUACAGUUAGUCCAGUGGAGAUUGUGGGCAGGGGUCUAGAUACAGUUAGUCCAGUUAGUCUAGAUACAGUUAGUCCACUGGAGAUGGUUGGCAGUGGUUUAGAUACUGAAUGUCCACUAUGUAUGAGGGUCUAGAUAGUCCAGUGGAGAUGUUGGGCGUAAGUCUAGAUACAGUUCAGUGGAGAUGGCGGGCAGGGGUCUAGAUAUAGUUAGUCCAUUGGAGAUAGUGGGCAGGGUUCUAGAUACUGGAUGUCCAGUAGGUAUGAGGGUCUAUAUACAAUUAGUUAAGUGGAGAUUAGGGUGGAGGUCUAGCUACUGGAUGUCGAGUGGGGCGGUAUCUAAAUGCUGUCUUCUACUUUUUUUUGGUGUUUUUUGUUUUGCCAUUUUACACGAAGUUAUGAUUCUACAUGAAAGAUUCUGGUCUCUAAGUAAAAUAGGGGCAAAGUGUUGAUGGCUAGAUAUGCCAGUGUUUGUCCAGUUUUAUUACGUGGUUUAAGCCUUGAAUUCCAGGCAUUAAUUGUCGUUGUUGGUGUCUUGCAGCAUGCCAAUGAGGACGUGGAGCGGAUGCUGCUAGGAAACAAGUGUGACAUGGAGGACAAGCGGGUGGUUCCCAAGGCAAAAGGAGAGCAGGUAAGCACAGGUUCCUCUCGAUGAAAUGCCAUCUCCUGCAGUAACAUGAAUGUAUUCUGCUCAGAGUGGAAAGCUGGUGUGGAUCACUGGAUAUGGAGGGGUUAAUUUUCCUUUUGGCAUAAAGACGUUCAAAGUUUAAAAACCACCCACAUGGUACAGUAUACCUUACACAUUGAAUACAAUACUGAAAUCGCAUUCAGCUUGUGGUACCUUUUUAACGUGAUGCUUUUUUAUGUUUAUGUUAAAGAUUUAGCAGUUGACAUCACACUCCAGUUCAGGCACAGCCAGUCACACAAUGUAUACUCUGACUGCCAGGUGCAAAGGACAGCAGUAACUCACAGGGAGCUAAGAUGGAGGCACCCAGUUGUAGAGGUGUGAAUUUCUAUAUUUCAUUUUAUUUUCCUGUUGUAUAGUAGCAUUACCUUAUUAGUGGGUGUGUGGACUCCAUUGUGGACAAGUCAUUUCUUUCAGAACCUAAAGAAAUGUAAAGGGUAUGUCCCUCCCUUGAUCCCACUUGUAGAGUAGAAUAGACAGAUUUCCACUGUGAUCCCAUAGUUGCUUUCCCUAAGCAGAGCCAGUAGUGGGUAUAACUACAGUAAUACCCAGGUGGACAUCUCUGCAUCCACCGUUUCAGUGAGUGGUAGCUGCUAAGUAACAAUUAAAUCUAUGCAAUAUCACUAUAAUAUAUUUGGAGCAAAGUGUGCUUGGUGAUUUCAUUGUUUGUCUUGGAAUUCAGAGUUUUUCACAGCAGGACAGAUCUGCUGGGAUGUCCUACCCAUUUUCACUCUUUAGUAAGGCUGCCAGAGUGACCAUGACUUUGUUUUCAUUAGUAUUUCGUGCUGGUGGGGAACACAAUAAAAGGGACUCACACUUUUGAGCUUGUUUAUGCCAAGCUUUUUGAGUUAGAUUUUCUACGAGAGAUGUGGACCUUUACACCACUAGUGAUAAUGGUGACUUGUACGAUAGUGAUGAUGACAGAGCUAUGGUGGCCCCGAGAAGGAACAGGGUAAGUAUAGCUCCUUCAUGGGUUACUCCAACAUCCAUGACCAUUUCUGUUUUUAAAAGUGGUCAAGGUGAUAUGAAUCUGUAAAUGCAGUUUGUCUGCUUGAGAUAUUUUGCACUUACACCCUCAGCACACUUAAACAGCCUGGCAAAAAUGACAUCUGUCGCUUGCGUGCUUACGACACGUAAUGAGUUGUGUACCCCCUUGCAGGCAGUGGUGGGAGCACUCUGUUCGAGUAAGAAGCAUUUGAUUGACCACUGAGGGAAAGGAGUGAUGAGGCAUGACGAUGGGUUGAGGAGAGCUUCCUAAAGUGCUGUAGGGGUUAAACGCGUUGCCUCGUUCUUACUUAAUAAAAAGUGAUAGUGGUUUAAAGAGAACUUUUUCAGCAUGAACUGAAUGCAUCCCUAUAAGAAGCACUGCUGCUACAUUGCGAGGAUUGUCACGUAAGCUCACUCUUGGCCUGUUCUUCUCUAUGAAAAGCACGGGAUAAGCCUAGAGACAAUCACUUGUACUGACCAACGGGGGUAACAGAGCUGCAGCGAGGGACUCUGACGGCACUGGAUACGGGGACUUUUAUCAAAGGAAAUAUCUGUAUUGGACUGAUCCUUUAAUAAAGCUAGAUUAUUUGAUUUCUCUUUGGGUAAUUGAUAUUCCGCAGGGCUACAUCUCUCAUUUAGUGCCACACACCAUGUAACACAGAUAUGGGGUGGACUGCUCUCUCUUUAGUACUUUCUUCAUUUCACUCCCUAAAGUACCAGAUUAGGUGAAUUUAGUGUGCUGCACAGCUUGUGGGAUGUGGUACUGCUAACAUGCCUAAAAUGGAGUUUCGGACCCAUGAACAAGGUUUAUUUCACAAAGCAUACAGAAUAUGUUAGAGACGAUUCAUUAAACAGCUCCUCCUGCGCAUGUUCUCUGUAUUAUGAUAAACAUACAAUAUGUCUCCCAGUCAUGUUACAGGCGUCUGGCCCAGCAACAUUCUUCCAUGUUUUGUAUAUUUAUAAACCCUGGCAGCAAGCAGUCCUUAGAAAAAAAACCAGUGAAUGAUUUGAAUAUCCAGACUCCAAGGAGCUCUGUGUUUGUUAAACAAGCAGUAUUAGCAGUAAUAGAACCAGACAGUGUAUGCACUAUAACCACUCAACCUUGAUUUGUGCCAAGCCAUUUUUGUAAAAGGAAAAACGACAAACAUAACAGGGGUCAUUUUCCAAAGCUUGGCCAUGCCGCUGUGUGUCUUCUAGCAGGCACUGCUUAUUUCAGUCAGCCUGAUCCCAACACCUGACUGUUUUGUUCGGGGGUACUUUUACUUUUCUGGAAUUUUAAAUAUUGAAUAAAACCUUAAAAAUGACCUGUCACGGGGGCGUGUCCUGACCGCGCAUGUGAGCGGACGUGCAGGAACGGUGCUCUCCCGACCCGCGGCAAUAAAGCGGCUUCAACAGCGUGGAAAACCCCUAGAAACGAGCGAUAAACCUCUGCACACUCAGGUGAACACCCCUAUCCCUGAUGGCGACCACAAAAUUUAAACAAAAAACCCUCAAUCCCCACUUAGAACGGUCACAAACCGCGGAGCCGAAAAUCCAAGAUGGCGCCGACGGACGGCACUCGCCUGCACACAGCACUGACACAGGAGACUGCCUGUCAGAGCACAGCAAUCCUGCAACAGAUGCCUCAAUCAGGCUAAUUAUGCAGGAGCUCCACACCUCAUUUAAGGCUGACCUCCUUCAGAUGACCGCUGACAUCAAGGCAGACAUACAGAGUAUGGGAGAGCGCACCGCACGCCUGGAAGACAGGGCAGACGAGCUGGUGGAGGCACAUAACACAAUAACAGAGGCCUACACAGACUUGGAGCGCAAACUUAAAUCCUUAGAAGAGAAGGUGGCCGAUCAAGAAGACAGGAGCAGACGGAAUAAUAUCCGUAUAAGGGGUAUACCAGAGGCCAUUUCACAACAAGACCUAUCCAGGUAUGUCAAAGACCUGUUUAAAACUCUGAUCCCCUCUUUGUCUGAAUUCGACUUGAUCCUGGACAGGACCCACAGACUACCGAAACCCAAGCAUCUCCCACCAGACACUGCAAGAGACACGAUCACGAGAGUACACCACUUCACUGUCAAGGACAGAAUUAUGCAGACUUCCAGAACCAUAACCAAAUGGCCAGAAUUGUAUAAAGAUAUCAAGCUGUUCACUGAUCUCUCCUCAGCGACCAUGCUCAAACGCCGAGCCUUCGCACCGAUCACAGAAGCACUGCGUAACGCAGAUAUCUCCUACAAGUGGGGCUUUCCUACGAAGCUACUAAUUAAAAGAAAUGGCGUGGACAAGCCUAUCCUGACUCCAGAAGACGGCAAAAAGGCGCUGCAAGAAUGGAAUAUACCCCUCCUACCUACUAGCCCCAGGAAGAAACAAACACCGGCCCAUGCACCAAAGGCGUUGUCCAAAGACUGGUCACGAAUCCACAGGGCCCCACAGGCACGCAUGGACUCGAACAAGUCACCGACCUGAAUGAUCCGGGGCCAGAGCCGCAUCAUGCCUCCCACUGAAUGAACUGAACGUACAGGUUUAUACUGUUUUGUUAAAUGUUAUAAUGCAAGUUCACCUAAGAUACCCAUUAAGGGUUUAACCAAAGGCCACAGGCCUAGCCGCAACGGGUGAGCAAUACCCGACGGCACUACAUUCGACCCAAGUUAUUGUUGAUACCCUACACAUAGGGAUCCAGUUACCACAUCAGUGUGGUACACCCCCGAGGUUCUAGUAAUCCAACUUUUCCGUUGCUUUAGGCAACCAAAUGUCACCAAACCGUGACUUACGGAAUUUUGUAUAUAGUUUCUCCCCCUGUUCUCCCUAUCUCCUCCACACCACCCCCCCACUGAGAGUACUCCGCAAACUCAGCAUAACUAAUACACACGGUUGCAAACUACCUAGAUCCCCCAGGUAUACAAACCCCACAGGUUUCCUUCGAGACCGCCGAGCUAAAGUAACCAAUAGCUCGAUUAAGAAACACAAACCCCUGCCACAGCAUCCACCACGCUGGAAAGAUGGUGAUUAAGCUCAUGUCCCUAAACGCCAAAGGGCUUAACUCCCCUAAUAAACGGAGGCUAGCCUUGCAAGAGGCGAAAAAAUGUGGGGCACAAGUGGCAUUUUUCCAAGAGACCCAUUUUAAAUGGAACUCUAGACCCAAAUUUACCUCAAAAUGGUACCCUCACGACUUUCAUACAUGUUAUUCAGCGAAGAAAAGAGGAGUCUCCACAAUGAUCAGCAAAGAUGUGGCCUUCUCCUUAGUUAGGAAAAUAUGUGACAAAAAAGGUCGAUAUUUAAUUUUACAAUGUAUGUUGAAUAAUGCACCGUAUACUCUGAUUAAUGUAUAUAGCCCUAACGAAAACCAAAACGAGUUCUUGCAAAUGAUCUUAGCUCUAACUGAUAUGUAUAGACACGGGGAGGUGAUUAUUGGAGGCGACAUGAACUGCCUAUUAGAUAGCAGAUUAGACUCCUCCACCACAGCCCAAAUCAAGAAUUGCACACUCAGACACAGAACCACGUUAACCACAAAAAUAUGCUCCACACUGACUGCAGCUCGCAUGGUAGACCCAGGGCGCAUUCUACAUCCCACAGAUAUAGAUCACACAUGCUAUACAGCAGCCCACAACAGCUAUUCUCGGAUAGAUAGAUUCCUCAUACCCACCACGUUGAUGGCCCAAAUAGAAGGAGCAACAAUUGGGGUAAUGACGUGGUCAGACCAUGCUCCCAUUACACUUAGCAUUACAGAAGCGUUUAACAAUAAAGGAUCUGGCUCCUGGAGACUUAAUGAAUCUCUUUUAGCAGACCCAGCAAUAGUAUCCCAGAUCACGACAGAUCUACAACACUAUAUAGAAGAAAACACGACCGCUGACUCUGCAAUCGAACACAUUUGGCUAGCACAUAAGGCGGUCAUACGAGGCAGUUUUAUAAAACAUGCCAGCUAUGCUAAAAAGCAGAGAAUGGCCGAAUACACCAAUCUCUUGGAAGAAAUCCGAACUCUAACACAUUCAAACAAAAGAGACCCAAAACCAACCACAAAAACAAAACUCUUAGCCCUCCACAACAAACUGAACAACAUUGAGCUAGCCAAAACAACUUACCUACUCAGGAAAUUGAAACACAAUUUCUUUACGAGUGGCAACAAAGCUGGUGCACUAUUGGCAUCACAACUGAAAAAGAGGAAUGUCGCCUCCAGAAUCGCCUUCCUAAACAACCCCAAGGGCAUAAAAGUAACGAACCCCCAAAAUAUUGUAGACCAAUUCGCUCAAUACUACGGCGAAUUAUACAACCUCAACCGGGACCCCAAGGUACACAUACCGACCCCAGACACAAUAGAUGACUUUCUAGCUGCCUUAGAUCUCCCCAAACUGACAGAAGACGACCUAGCACCCCUAACAAGACCCUUCUCUCUAGACGAACUCACGGAAGCCAUCUCUCAACUCCCAGCACACAAAUCACCGGGCCCUGAUGGCUUAACAAAUGAAUACUAUAAAACUUUCUCACCAACCAUAGCACCACUGCUCCUCCAAUUAGUUAACAAAUGCGCUACAACAGGUGCGCUCCCAGAAGAAAUGCUCUUGGCACAUAUCUCCACUCUUCCCAAACCAGGCAAACCCCCUACACAAUGCAAAAACUUCCGGCCUAUAUCCCUCCUAAAUGGAGAUGCCAAGCUAUACGCGAAGCUCCUCAGCAACCGGCUCGCCCCCCUCCUGCAUAAAAUAAUCCACAAUGACCAAUCUGGGUUCAUCAGGGGCCGCCAAGGCUCAGACAACACCAGAAAAAUAUUAAACAUGAUCUCCACACUGGAGUCCAACAGAUCAUCAGGCCUCCUCCUCGCCCUAGACGCGGAGAAGGCCUUUGAUCGUCUAAAUUGGGCCUAUAUGACAAAAGUACUGGCACAAUUUAACUUUCCAGAAUCUACCAUAAAUAGCAUCAUGGCUUUAUACCACCGUCCAGCAGCAAAAGUAUCGCAUGGAGGGUUCCUCUCUACGGCAUUCUCCAUCACCAAUGGCACCCGCCAGGGAUGCCCUUUAUCGCCCCUACUGUACAUACUUGCUCUAGAACCCCUGGCACAAAAGAUCCGAACACACCCCGAGAUACUAGGAGUCAAUAUCCGCAACAAAAUGUACAGCCUAGCUUUGUUUGCCGACGACAUAUUUAUAGCAUUGUCGGAUCCACAAAAUUCUCUGCCCCCCCUGUUGAACCUCCUACAGGAAUUUGGCAAUAUUUCUUACUACCGCCUCAACCAAGACAAAACCCAAGCUCUACCAAUAAACUUGCCCAAACCCUUGUUAGACACACUCCAGACCUCAUACCAGUUCGACUGGAAAUCACACUCCCUCACAUACCUGGGAAUAAAGAUAGCGCCCACGAUUUCUGCCACUUCACAACUAAACUACAAACCUCUAAUUACACUAUGUAAAGCGGAAAUGAACAGAUGGAAACACGCAAAAAUCUCAUGGUUGGGAAGAAUUAACACGUACAAAAUGAUGAUCCUCCCACGUAUCCUUUAUAUCUUUAGGAUGAUACCAUUAGGGAUCACGCCCCAAUUUUGUAAGGCACUACAAAAAUUAUGUAGCGCGUAUAUUUGGAGCGGGAAAAGACCCCGGGUGUCCCUAGCACUCCUUCAGACUGCCCCACGACAUGGAGGAGUGGGUCUCCCAAACCUGAGACAAUACCAUAGAGCAGCGAUCCUCUCCACAGGCAUACUCCUUCAUGCCACACUACAAUGGGUAGACAUGGAAAGAGCACAAUUUGCAAGCAUGUCUCUAACCGACUACCUAUGGACACCAAGGAAGUUUAGAAUUAAGCGCACAGACCUGUUCCCAACCACACAACUUACAAUAUCCAUAUGGGACACCUUUAUGGAGACAAUAGGUCAUAAGGAUACACUACACACAAAAUCUCCACUCUCAGUCCUGAGAACAAUAGUACCUAACAUUCCCCUCAAAGACUGGAAUGCGGCGGGAGUGGCAACAAUAUCACAGCUAUUGGACGCCAAAGGCGUACUACCAUUCCCAAUACUACAAACGAAGUGGCAACUCCCAAACAGGGCUAUCUUUUCCUAUCUACAACUAAAAAGCGUGAUUCAAACACACACACCCCCAAUACAUCCAACGCCAACUGCGACUAGACUCGCCUCCCACUUACUCCUAGACAGAUGUUGGGUGGCACCCACAAAACCCAAAGCACUCACACUAUGUUACAAGGCAUGGCAGGAACUCUCAACACCCACAUCACACCCCUACAAACUCCACUGGGAGACAGACUGCGGGACAGCACUGACAGACUACGACUGGCUACGCGCCCUCAACGGUCUCUCUAAAUGGACCAAGUGCUACACACAUAUCGAGGCCCACAAAAAACUCCUCUACCGUUGGUAUAUGACACCACAGAGACUCCACCGUAUAUACCCCAAUACGCCCAACACUUGCUGGCGGUGCAACGCAACUGCAGGGACCUUGGAACACUUAUGGUGGUCUUGCGGUAGUAUCCAACCACUUUGGACCGCUGUAUCACAGACACUAGACCAACUUCACAUCCCUAAAUUCCAACUGUCAAAAAAAUCAUGCCUCCUGCUCCUACUCCCAACUAACCUCACCCUAAUACAAAAACAGAUUGCAGCCCUUACAAUACUGGCGGCAAGAAACUUGCUAGCACUACAUUGGAAAUCACAGACCUGCCCAUCCUUAGCCCAACUUCAAACCAAACUCACCCAAUACAAAACCUACGAAAGAAUGGCAAUAAUAUCCCCCCAAAAAAAACUGGCAUUCGAUAUGGGUUGGGGGAAUUGGGAGGGGGCGGUGGACAAGGAAGGAGGUAUACCCGGGCCAGACCCUGUUCUCCAAUGAGGGCAAGACUCAUACAGGACAUGAACAAUGCUUAUACCACAUUCUAUCAGUACUCUCCAUCACUCCCCUACUCCCCUUCUUCACCCCGCCCCCUCCUCCGGGCCCUACUGGCCUUUCCCCCCCCCGUCCCCUACCAAGUUUGCACCCUACCACUAGGGCUACCUACUGAUACACCAACAUACUCAUCAAAAUGAGGCAUAACUCCGGUACUUCCUAACCCGCACUCCUGGGACUAACUAGUGCACGAACCAUCAUAGGCUAUACAGCCUACAAUCAUAACUAUGUCGACUGAGCAGACUAUUCAUGCACACAACCAUGGCUACGAGAGGAUUCACUGGUAUAGCUCCCACCCUGAGCCAACCGCAUGGACACUUAGGCGAUAGCGUAUACCACCCAACGAAUUAACAGCCUACACAUGUACUUAAGUUACUAUGACAAACUGCAUGCAUGUACCAAUCCCCCCAUGUACUCACUCAGGUUCCGCAAAUUCUGUGAAUGCGAUGUUUAUGUCAAAUACUGUAACCCUGUAUCCCCCCGCUAACAUACCCUUUUUUCCUUCUGUACCCCUGACCACAUAUUGAAGAUAUAAUAAAAUACAAAUUUGAAAAAAAAAAUGACCUGUCACUUGCUAACCUUUUCGUGAGAUGCUCUGUUUUCUGUAAUUGUAAUGCAGUUCAGACAAAGCACAGCCAGGGGGAAUAUUACAAAUAAGGAGGAGAAAUAGAAAUAUUGUUUAAUUUCUCCUCUCCUCUGUGUGCGGGCUGCCAGUUGUAAUGGACAGAGCCUAUAUCUGCCAAUUAAUUAAUCCUCUAAUAACUGGGACAAAUGCCAGUCCAGUCACACGGUGAACUUUACUUGGUACAAAUAGAUGGACAAUGAAUAAAUUAUACUUAUUAUGAUCUAUCCUCUACAAGAUAGAAAUACACUCCUUCCAAUGGAUAACCAUAACUCAGUAAAUAAUCUAACAUAUGAAAUUAAAUGAUUGUCCAGUUCUCGAGAGGAAUUCCAAGUGGGACAAGCUUAAAAGCACAGACAUAAUGAAUAGAGCCUUAAAUUAAAAUUAAAUUACAUGCAAUCACCCACCCCCCACAAAAAAAGAUGAAUCCCAAUAAUAUGAACUCCAAUGAUCAGUUUCCACUGUCUGGAACAAACAGAAUGCCUCUCUAGGAAUCUGAUGGCUGGCAUCCACUAUCAUCUUUCCAUAGUUCUGUUGGGGCAUCUUUCUUAGGGCUGACCAUUUUGCAAUGGGAGGUCUGUGAUUUUACCCUUAACCCUAUAAUAAUGAUUAGCAGGGAGUUAAGAUGGAGGCAUCCAGUUACAGGUUAAAGAGAUAUGGAUUUCUACAUUAAACUUUAUUUUUCAUAAAUACAUUCGUUAAUUAUAGGGUUAAGUAAAUAGACUGUAAGGCUGUAAGAAAAGUGUGUGCUAUUCUUAGUCUUCAUGUGAUGGACCUCUACAACAUGAAGAGGAGGAGCUGGUUACUGUAUGGACCACUACAACAUGAAGGGGAGGGGCUGCUUACUGUAUGGACCUCUACAACAUGGAGGGGAUGAGCCGCUUACUGUAUGGAUCUACACACCAUGCAGGGGAGGAUCCGCUUACUGUAUGGAUCUACACACCAUGCAGGGGAGGAGCCGCUUACUGUAUGGAUUUACACACCAUGCAGGGGAGGAGCCGCUUACUGUAUGGACCUACACACCAUGCAGGGGAGGAGCUGCUUACUGUAUGGAUCUACACAGCAUGCAGGGGAGGAGCUGCUUACUGUAUGGAUCUACACACCAUGCAGGGGAGGAGCUGCUUACUGUAUGGACCUACACACCAUGCAGGGGAGGAGCUGCUUACUGUAUGGAUCUACACACCAUGCAGGGGAGGAGCUGCUUACUGUAUGGAUCUACACACCAUGCAGGGGAGGAGCCGCUUACUGUAUGGAUCUACACACCAUGCAGGGGAGGAGCUGCUUACUGUAUGGAUCUACACACCAUGCAGGGGAGGAGCCGCUUACUGUAUGGACCUACACACCAUGCAGGGGAAGAGCCGCUUACUGUAUAGACCUACACACCAUGCAGGGGAGGAGCCGCUUACUGUAUGGACCUACACACUGUGCAGGGGAGGAGCCGCUUACUGUAUGGACCUACACACUGUGCAGGGGAGGAGCCGCUUACUGUAUGGACCUACACACCGUGCAGGGGAGGAGCCGCUUACUGUAUGGACCUACACACCGUGCAGGGGAGGAGCCGCUUACUGUAUGGACCUACACACCAUAGGAAAGCAUUGGAUUGGCUGAUAUUGACAAGGAGGUUGGGCAGGGAAUGGGAUUAGACCAGUUAGUAACUCUUCAUAGAGAUGGAUUGAAUCAAUGCAUCUCUAUGAAGAAAGUUGAGUGCCUGCAUGCAGACACUGAAUAUCAGUCACACUGUGCAGCACUGCCCCGGGAAGCACCUCUAGCAGCCAUCUGAGUGGCCAGUGGAGUUAUCGCUAGGCUGCAAUGUAAAUACUGUAUUUUCUCUGAAAAAGACAUGUUUACUGCCAAAAGUCUGCGGUGACAAGAAGCUGUAGUUGUUCUGGUGACUAUAGUGUCCUUGUAAACUGCUGUGGGAUGAGUGAACUUCAAAUCAUUCCCCACCUUCAUGUGCAUGUGGUAUGCAGGCUUAUCAAGCAGGAACAAGGGAAUACAACUUAAAAGGACACUACAGUGUAAUGUACGGUAUGCCACGUCUAUAGCAUGUCCCUGCAAGUAAAUGCUGCCUUUUCAUGCGUGCUGUGACUCAGACGGCCACAAGAAAUAAUUCCUAUUUCAGUGCUGCACCUACGUUCGUCUCCGCGCUCUGCAUGGAUUCGCUGAACGCUCCCGGUAGAGAUACAUUGGUUCAUUGCCUCUCUAUGGGGAAACAUUGGAUUGGCAGAGAGUCCAGAUUGAUCUCAGAGGCUGGAAACCUAAAUAGGUCAUCGUAACGGAUCACCUGGGUACCUCCGUUGAAGGAUGCUCCUAGCGCUUCCUGAGGACUCCAAGCACUGCAGCAGACACCACAACCACCGAACCGGAGAAGCAUACAAAUACUCUCAAGCCUAUGAAUGCUGUAAGCAGCUGAACAGGAAAAGCAUACAAUCAGUUUACACUCCUGGCAAUCGGCAUACAAUCCAAUUCUCCCAAUAAUGAGACGACACUUCGUUUUGAGGUCAAGCAGAACUGACUGUACUGGCACAUACAGCCUCUUUUAUUCACAAUCCACAAACAUAGUACUGCCCACAGGGUUUUGAAAUACAACCAAUCAAUCCAUACAAUACACACAGACACUCCCACACAAAAUCCUCCCCUCUGACUGUGAUAUGAUUACUGAACACAAUGGUUAAUCUAAUUAUCACAGGCAGAGAAAUACAGUAUUAUAAAACAUAUCACAGGGACCCCAAAACAUGCAAUAAUCCCAUAAAAAGUAUAUCCUCGGAAUGUGUCCCCUGUUGUAUAGUUUAAAACUACUGAACGAUGUUUUUGUGCACCAAAUACUGGCGAGAUGGCACCGUGUAGAAAAGUCCAAACAGUGUCUGUGAGUUAAAUUGGCUGCCAUCCAUUGUUCUCACCAUGUGCUUCAUCCAUUGUUCUCACCAUGCGCCUCUGAUACAUGAAAUGGUGGCCACCCAGUAACUCCACAGUAUGUCCCCAGAUGGUUCUUAAAGGGCCAGCAGCAGCAUAAUAAAAUACAAUAUGCCCAAAUACUGUAUUUAAAGGGCCAAAUCUCCCAGGGGCCAUAGUCAGCAGGCAGGAGGCGGGCAAACAGGCUUCUCCAAUGCCCAGUGGUGAGGUUGGUUUCGCCACAGUAAUACUUUAGGAAAAGUAUAUUUAAAUAGGAAAAAUUCAACAGGAAAUCUUCAAUAAACCAUGGAGAGGGCAGAUUAUUUUUUAGAUUGGCCUUACAUGACUGGCUAUAUAUAUCUUUUUAUUGAACUGGUACAAUACGAUGAGAAAAUAAAAAUAAUUCCUUUCAAUUUGAUUCUCACCUUUCUAAUUUUCCUUCAAAUACAUUCCCUACGUCAUUUCCGCUAUCUUCCAACUUAUCCCAUGUCUCCCUGACAUCCUCAUUCCACAUCUUGCUCUCCAUGUCUUAUUCUAUCUCCCUCUUUCAUACACCACUCCACGUGACUCCUUUAUUUCCUCAUCUCAGAUUCCUUUAUGAUCUCUCCCUCACCCCCUGAUUUCAUCUUCUGCUCCCCUCUUUCUCUUGUUUGGUUUUCCAUCUCUUCCUGUAGUAACUCGCUAUUUUCCCACUCUUCCCUUUUCUUUGUGCACGCUGGCUUCCAGCUGGGACUACCUUACCUUAGAUGGAUUCUGUCCACCGUUUCCGCACUUGGUAUCACUGUUCCCUGGCUGUUUGUGUAACGUGUGUGCUUUCCUUCCACAGAUUGCCCGGGAGCAUGGAAUUAGGUUUUUUGAGACUAGCGCAAAAGCAAACGUAAACAUUGAGAAGGCAUUCCUCACGUUAGCGGAAGAUAUACUUCGAAAGGUAUGAAUAAUGCUGUUAAACAGCAGCUUGGAAGUCUGAAUGGUUUGUUCCACUCUGAUACAGAUCCUAAGAAAGCUUUGAAAGGGAAGCAGUCACCAUGGAAACUCAGAAUGACUAUUUUACAGACAUGCUUUGUAUAUUUAUUACCAGGUGAUCCGCUACAUAUUCUGUGCCCUGCACAAAGUAGAAUUACCUGAUGCCCACCCUUUAUCCCAAAUGCAAACUGGGUGUUAAUUCCAGCUGUAUGGGUAAUCUGCAUAUUAAUUGCUAUGUUGCUAGUGUAAUAUGCUGACAGUGUACUAAUUAUAGGUAGUGUAUAGUGAGGUUAUAGAGAGCUGCAGGAGGAGCUGACACAUGGUAAUCUAGCAUAGGUAGUGUAUAGUAAAGCUGUGAGGAGCUGACACUAGGUAAUAUACUAGCAUAGGUAGUGUAUAGUGAGGCUGUGAGGAGCUGACAUUGGGUAAUAUACUAGCAUAGGUAGUGUAUAGUGAGGCUGUGAGGAGCUGACAUUAGGUAAUAUACUAGCAUAGGUAGUGUAUAGUGAGGCUGUGAGGAGCUGACACUAGGUAACAUACCCAGAGGUAGUGUAUAGUGAGGCUGUGAGGAGCUGACACUAGGUAAUAUACCCAGAGGUAUUGUGAGGCUGUGAGGAGCUGACACUAGGUAACAUACCCAGAGGUAGUGUAUAGUGAGGCUGUGAGGAGCUGACACUAGGUAAUAUACCCAGAGGUAGUGUAUAGUGAGGCUAUGGAGAGCUGACACUAGGUAAUAUACCCAGAGGUAGUGUAUAGUGAGGCUAUGGAGAGCUGACACUAGGUAAUAUACCCAGAUGUAGUGUAUUGUGAGGAGCUGACACUAGGUAAUAUACUAGCAUAGGUAGUGUAUAGUGAGGCUGUGAGGAGCUGACACUAGGUAAUAUACUAGCAUAGGUAGUGUAUAGUGAGGCUGUGAGGAGCUGACACUAGGUAACAUACCCAGAGGUAGUGUAUAGUGAGGCUGUGAGGAGCUGACACUAGGUAAUAUACCCAGAGGUAGUGUAUAGUGAGGCUAUGGAGAGCUGACACUAGGUAAUAUACCCAGAGGUAGUGUAUAGUGAGGCUGUGAGGAGCUGACACUAGGUAAUAUACCCAGAGGUAGUGUAUAGUGAGGCUGUGAGGAGCUGACACUAGGUAAUAUACCCAGAGGUAGUGUAUAGUGAGGCUGUGAGGAGCUGACACUAGGUAAUAUACCCAGAGGUAGUGUAUAGUGAGGCUGUGAGGAGCUGACACUAGGUAAUAUACCCAGAGGUAGUGUAUAGUGAGGCUAUGGAGAGCUGACACUAGGUAAUAUACCCAGAGGUAGUGUAUAGUGAGGCUGUGAGGAGCUGACACUAGGUAAUAUACCCAGAGGUAGUGUAUAGUGAGGCUGUGAGGAGCUGACACUAGGUAACAUACCCAGAGGGUAGUGUAUAGUGAGGCUGUGAGGAGCUGACACUAGGUAAUAUACCCAGAGGUAGUGUAUAGUGAGGCUGUGAGGAGCUGACACUAGGUAAUAUACCCAGAGGUAGUGUAUAGUGAGGCUGUGAGGAGCUGACACUAGGUAAUAUACCCAGAGGUAGUGUAUAGUGAGGCUGUGAGGAGCUGACACUAGGUAACAUACCCAGAGGGUAGUGUAUAGUGAGGCUGUGAGGAGCUGACACUAGGUAACAUACCCAGAGGUAGUGUAUAGUGAGGCUGUGAGGAGCUGACACUAGGUAAUAUACCCAGAGGUAGUGUAUAGUGAGGCUGUGAGGAGCUGACACUAGGUAAUAUACCCAGAGGUAGUGUAUAGUGAGGCUGUGAGGAGCUGACACUAGGUAAUAUACCCAGAGGUAGUGUAUAGUGAGGCUGUGAGGAGCUGACACUAGGUAAUAUACCCAGAGGUAGUGUAUAGUGAGGCUGUGAGGAGCUGACACUAGGUAAUAUACCCAGAGGUAGUGUAUAGUGAGGCUGUGAGGAGCUGACACUAGUAAUAUAUCCAGAGGUAGUGUAUAGUGAGGCUGUGAGGAGCUGACACUAGGUAAUAUACCCAGAGGUACUGUAUUGUGAGGCUGUGAGGAGCUGACACUAGGUAACAUACCCAGAGGUAGUGUAUAGUGAGGCUAUGGAGAGCUGACACCAGGUAAUAUACCCAGAGGCAGUGUAUAGUGAGGCUGUGAGGAGCUGACACUAGGUAACAUACCCAGAGGGUAGUGUAUAGGCUGUGAGGACCUGACACUAGGUAAUAUACCCAGAGGUAGUGUAUAGUGAGGCUGUGAGAAGCUGACACUAGGUAAUAUACCCAGAGGUAGUGUAUAGUGAGGCUGUGAGGAGCUGACACUAGGUAACAUACCCAGAGGUAGUGUAUAGUGAGGAUGUGAGGAGCUGACACUAGGUAACAUACCCAGAGGUAGUGUAUAGUGAGGCUGUGAGGAGCUGACACUAGGUAACAUACCCAGAGGUAGUGUAUAGUGAGGCUAUGGAGAGCUGACACUAGGUAACAUACCCAUAGGGUAGUGUAUAGUGAGGCUGUGAGGAGCGGACACUAGGUAACAUACCCAGAGAUAGUGUAUAGAGGUUAUGGAGAGCUCAGUGUAGAAAAGAUGGCAGGUUCAGGUUACUCCAGAUAAUGGUGGGAAAUGGCCCUAUACACUUGGAUGCUGCAAAAGAACACAAACUGCUGUUUAAACCAGGUGAGGGAUGUAGUUUUGAGGCCAAGUGAUCAGUUUGGACUGUGGAAACGAGCAUUGUUUCUUUGGAAGUCUUGAAAUUUCUGAUAAUAUUGCGUUUUUGAUUAGGUAUAAGCCCUCUCUAACCGGCAUUGCCAUGUUCUGUUGUGUGUUGCAGACUCCAGUUAAAGAACCAAACAGUGAAAAUGUAGAUAUCAGCAGCGGCAGUGGCGUCACGGGCUGGAAGAGCAAAUGUUGUUGA
Messenger RNA from Pelobates cultripes (western spadefoot toad), 42347 nucleotides. Lineage: Eukaryota; Metazoa; Chordata; Amphibia; Anura; Pelobatidae. The record is from the annotation of a GenBank genome assembly.